Messenger RNA from Sclerotinia borealis F-4128, 2076 nucleotides. The record is from the annotation of a GenBank genome assembly. NCBI's taxonomy places the organism in Eukaryota, Fungi, Ascomycota, Leotiomycetes, Helotiales, Sclerotiniaceae.
AUGGCUGUCAAAGAAGAAAGCUCUCAUUGGCAGUUGCACGAUUUGUUGAGUUCUCCGAAGCAACAUAUUAUUUACUACCCGAGUUCGCAUGACAUAAUUUGCCUCAAUACUAAAUCUCGCGAGCGAGAGCUUCUUACGACUUUAAACUACGAGCCGCGAUGUUUGACAGCUGCGAAGGAUUGGGUAUGCGCUGGGGGAGAUAGAGGAAAUUUCACAAGCUUUUAUGUAGGAGAAGGAGAAAGACCCGGCAAGACCGAUUCGCAUCUGGAAUUGAGUGCUAAUGCCGAUGCUCGUUUACCUCUCGUCCUCCAACCAUCUGCGAUAGCACCACAAAGAGAAUCUCCCGAAGAUUCUCAAAGAUCUAGUCCUGAUGCCACCACUCCGCAUGUAUCGAAAAAAGUCGGUUCUGACGUUGUAAACUGUAUAACAAUUUGGUUCCCAUCGGAAUCAUCUUUAUCUCAGGGAUACACGGACCCUGUGGCUGUUGCUGCACUCAACGACAGUACCGUUGCUAUAUUGAGUUUGCAUGACUCCGAGAUAUUAGAAACUCUUACUUAUCCAGAUUAUGUAAAUCGUGCUGUGAUAUCUCCGCAGGGAGACCUGCUCGUCGCAAUCUGCGACGAUCCGUUUCUUUAUAUCCACAAAAGACAGAUGAAACAAGUCUCAAGGCCUCGUUUUAGUUCACUUGUCAAUGAGUAUGAAUGGGUAUUUUCUGGCAGGAUCCAGCUCGAAGGGCAACGACCAGCGGACAAAAGCGCCAUGAGAGGUUCAUUUGCAGCAUGCUUUUCUAACUCAGGCAGAUAUCUUGCUGUAGCCACUCAAUAUGGUGUUAUAUCAGUUUUUUUGACUGAACUCCUCACGAAUGAUGACGUUGAUCCAUUAGUAGUUAGUUUCACCUCAUCGCGACCUAAAGUCGAAUCUGGAGCUGUCAGAGCCAUGGAAUUUUCGCCAAAUCCUUUCGAUCUCCUUGCUUGGACUGAAGCCAAUGGACGUAUUGGGGUAGCAGAUCUCCGGGAUAUGUUUAUUUCAAGGCAAAUAAUUGAUAUCGAUUCUCGCGGGGAUGGCGUUGAACGAGUUUGGGUAACCGAGUGCUCAAAUGACUUUCCUUCAAGAGAGGCUAGGAUAGAUGCAAGGUUUCGCGCUUUUCGUACUUUUCGUACUGAGUCACCCUCUGACGCUUCUGCAAGCGCGAUACCAGAUUAUCUGGGCCUGGAUUUCGACCGACAGCGACUAAGGAGUCUAACCCGCGAUUUGACAGAUAGACACCAGCUUCCGCCAACGGCUGAUGAGAUGGAAAUAUUACAGGCACAUCGAAUGGCUCGCCAACUAAGGGAUGCUGCACGUGAGGCCCAAGCACAAGGAAGCAGCUCCAGAUGGGGCACCUUGGAUGGAGAAAGAUCGGCGGACACAUCUGUAACAUCUCACGAAGGUUCCGGUACCGCAGAACGCCGCAUAUCUACGACCGGUCUGCCAAGUGCUUUGCGAGAAUUUGUAAAUUCUGACCGCACCCCAGCUUCAUUCCGAGCGUUCAUUGAUAGGCAGAAUCAGGACCGAGAAAGGCGCGCAGGACAGAACGACGAAACUAGGCAGCAAAUAUCAUCGGUAAUAGAUGGUAUCGCAGUGGAGGGCGAGCUUAACAGAAGUGUAGGGACAAGCGCAGAUACCUUUUCUGGCCUGGAGCGUCUGUCGCUCGCCCCUCGUCUUCCCACCAUAGGUUAUGAAACAGCCCCUAACGCUUGGGCUGAACUUGAAGAAAUGUAUCGGACACGAUUCCCUCGAGAUCCUCAAUCUACACUUCAAGCUGAAGGUGCGGAUGAAGAAAGUAGAGCCUUCGCUCAAAGAUCAAGACAGCCCUGGCGUCCCUUAGAUGCACUCACUCGACUUAGUCUCGAUGCGAGGACCGAUAGUAAUCUAUUGAGACGAGAGCGAGAGGGUAGAAGAGAACCAGUCGACACUAUGGGACUUGCCUGGAGCGAGGAUAGUAGGCUACUAUAUGUUGGUGCUGGAGAUGGUAUUCAUGAAUAUCAGGUGAAUGUGGCUGGACGGAAAAUCUUCCCCCACCGUGUGUUACAAUAA